Molecule: messenger RNA, 1104 nt
Organism: Macadamia integrifolia
Lineage: Eukaryota; Viridiplantae; Streptophyta; Magnoliopsida; Proteales; Proteaceae
Product: G-type lectin S-receptor-like serine/threonine-protein kinase At4g03230
Biological process (GO): protein phosphorylation
Molecular function (GO): protein kinase activity; ATP binding
Source: RefSeq, a predicted model, not a curated record
UGUUUACAAGGUUUUUUAUAUUUUAUUUGGUUAUAUCUUUAAUUGACUUUAAACUUUGAUUAUUAAAUAGAAAUAAUUUUGUUUGACAAUUGUGCCACGGAGUGUUAAUGGGAGGACAAGAAAUAGCUGUGAAAAGGCUUUCAAGGAGUUCUGGACAAGGUCUAGAUGAAUUCAAAAAUGAGGUCUUAUUAAUUGCUAAACUUCAGCAGAAAAAUCUUGUUAAACUUCUAGGUUAUUCUGUUAAAGAAGAUGAAAAAAUUCUACUUUAUGAAUAUAUGCCCAACAAAAGCUUGGACUUCUUUAUCUUUGAUCAAUCACGAUGCUCAGUGUUGAACUGGGAAAAGCGCUUUAAUAUCAUACUAGGAAUUGCUCGAGGGGUUCUUUACCUUCAUCAAGAUUCUAGGUUGAAGAUUAUUCUCAGAGACUUGAAAACUAGCAACAUCCUCCUAAACGAGGAAAUGAACCCUAAAAUUUCAGACUUCGGUUUAGCGAGGAUUGUUGGAGGAAACCAAAGUGCGGCAAAUACUAAUAAAGUGGUUGGAACAUAUGAAUAUAUGACUCCAGAGUAUGCAAUAGAUGGAAUUUUCUCAGCUAAAUCUGGUAUCUUCAGUUAUGUUAUGGUACUAGAGAUUAUAUGCGGGAAAAAGAAUGCAAGUUUUCAUUCAGAACACUCUUUGAGUCUCCUAGGAUAUGCAUGGGAAUUGUGGAAAGAGGACAAUGUGUUAGAUUUUAUGGACAAAUCUCUUUGCGAAUCCUAUAAUGCAUGUGAAGUUUCAAAGUGCUUUAAUAUUGGGCUCCUAUGUGUACAAGAAAAUGCAGGUGAUAGACCAACCAUGAUGAAUGUAGUUUCCAUGCUAGUCAGAUAUACAACUUUUCCAACUCCAAAAGAACCAGUUUUUAUUGCAAGGAAGUAUUGUCCAUCUAACACAACUUCUUCAUCUGGUAGACCAAUAAUAUGUCUAAUAAUGAGCUAACAAUUACCGAGGAACAAGGCCGGUAGUAUAAUAUUUGGUUGAUGAUGCCAAGGAAAAUUGGAACACCUUAUUGUAAAUCUUGUUUAUUUUGAUCUGUUGGCUCACAUUUUUUGCCGCACAAUAGAACGAA